AACAUAACUUGUUUUCGAAAAAGGUGGCAGCACUGGGAUGUGUUUAAAAUUUACCGUAUGUUUGUUCAAUUGAUGUUGGCGUCACUUUUUGAUUGUGUAUUUUGUAAUAAAAAAUUAAACUAUAAGAGCAACAUAAAUAUAAAUAUAUAUAAACGUAAGCAUGGACGAACAAGCGAUGAUAACAAAGUCAGCAAUAUUGGAGACGACCAAUGAACAGUUCGAUCAGUUGCACAUCAAGUGGUCGCAUAUGUUUGACACAGAAUAUUGCCAGGAAUUGAUGCACAAGUUGGAGGAGCGCGUGCGCAACUUUUACAGUGACUUAUUGACAGAAUCAGAUGAGAAGGAGAGGUCGAUCAGGGAGGGGAUUAGUGCACUGCGAGAGGAGGCCUCCGAGGUGAACCGUCUGCUGCACAAGAGUGUGGAUAUUGGAGAGAUGCCAGAGGACAUGCCACUGACUGUCUGGCAGCAGAGGCUGGACGAGAGUAUCGAGCAUCUGCGUGAGGAGCUGCGUGAGCGUCGUGCCGAGAUCUGUGAGUUGCUGCUGCAGCAGGAGCAGUUGUGCGAGGAGCUGGGCGAGGUGCCGCUGCCUCUGUUGGCCGAUCCGCUGCCCAAGCCGUCGGAGAUGCUUGCCUUUUCGGAGCACCUGACGCGUUUGCAGGCAGAGCGGACACGUCGCAUGGAGGAGCUGUUCCAGUUGCGCAGUCAGAUCAAGCGGGACAUGAAGGUGCUGGAGUUGAUACCACAGACUGCUGCAGACGAGCAGCUGCUGAGUCUGGCGAAUCAGUGCCUGACUCCGGAUAUCUUUGAGAGUCUGCGUUUCAUGCAACAGGAGUUUGCCGCCCAGGUUGUGGAGCUGCAUGAACGCAUUGAUGAUAUGAGGCAGAAGAUUCAUGUGCUGUGGGAGCGUCUUCCGGAGACAGAGACGGAUGAGUAUGCCAUGCGGCGCGUGCGUGAAGCUACGGCGUAUACGCAGCGGACUUACGAUGUGCUCAAUGAGGAGCUGCAGCGGUGCCAGCACUUGCGUAGCCAGAACCUCAAGACGUUCAUUGAGCAGCUGCGGCUGGAGAUCAGAAAGUGGUGGGACUUGACACUCAAGUCACAGCAGGAGCGCAAGCGGUUCUCCAACUAUUACAACGAUUGGUACAACGAGGAUCUGUUGGAGUUGCACGAACUGGAGCUGGAUGAUCUGAAGAGUUAUUACAAUAACAACAAGGAGAUAUUCGAGUUGUUCGCAAGUCGGGCUGAGUUCUGGGCACGCAUGGAGGCCUUGGAGGCGAAGGCCAACGAACCCAAUCGAUUCAACAAUCGCGGUGGUCAGCUACUGAAGGAGGAACGCGAGCGGAAGGCGAUCGGGAGCAAGCUGCCAAAGAUUGAGCAACAGAUCACGGAGUUGGUGCAAGCGUAUGAGCAGCGCACUCGGUCGCCAUUCCUGGUUCAUGGCGAGAACAUCUUGGAGCACAUGGCCAGCGACUGGGUGCGUCUUCGUCAGGCCAAGGAACAGCAGAGCUCUGCCCGCAAGCAUGCAGUAACGACUCCAUCCGGCAAUGGCAAGAUGCUGCCACCGGCUGCUCCUGCACUUGCUCCUGCUCCUGGUUCAACUGCUCCCCGUACGCCAUUGUCGCAAAGAAACGCAUCCGCAAUGUCGGCUUCCACGAUGUCGUUGAGGAGAACUCCGUCCAAUUGGAAGCUAGCUUCCAUGACAAAUUCAGCGGCCAAGAGCACGGGAAAUCUUCACAAGCGGAAGCUGCAAAAUGGUGACGGUCAUAAGCCAGAUACUCCGCACGCCAAGCGGAAUCUGAUGACGACGCUGACUGCCAUGAAAAGGUCUCCGGCCGUGCGAAAGCCGAGUCAACGUCUCUUGCCCGAGGAGCAGAAGCCGACGAAGUCGCUCGUGAAGAAGGUGCGUGUGAUGGAGGACACAAUGCGUCGCAGCUCGGGGCUGGCCAGGCGCAGCAUAGGACACGCUGCCAAGAAGACACGUUCAAAGUUGCCGGCACCUGUGCCGAAAAAAACCCUGCGAGGCGCCAGCAGCGAUGACGAUGAUGAAUACACAACGGAUGAGAGCAGCAAUCUGGCAGCUGUUGGCAAAGAGGAUAUUUGCAACUACAGGAGAUUUGUGCCGCCCGUGCGCUCAUCCGAGCUGCCAAGGAUGCUUAAAACACGCAACAACAACAACAACAAACACAAUGAGGGGAACGGAAAAAUGCAGCAGGAAUUGCCGGAACCUCGUCGCAGCCGAAUGUGGGAGCCAACGAGACACUAAAUAAAUAAUUAAAAAUAUCAGAAAAAAUGUGAAGAGAUGAGAGAGAAUGAGAUUUUUAUUAUUAUUCAAAUUAAUUUACUUAUGUUUUCAAAUUACGACUUAAUAUUUUAAUGUUGCUGUGUCUUCUUCAUAUUGAUUUUAGUUAUAUAAAUUGUUUUGUGUAGUUCAAAGUAUUAAAUAACACUUACAUAUAAACGUUGUCAACCCAAUAAAAGCAUUCUAUUAA
Drosophila innubila is the source of this 2489-nucleotide messenger RNA. RefSeq names its product protein regulator of cytokinesis 1-like. Gene Ontology annotation, molecular function: microtubule binding. Gene Ontology annotation, biological process: microtubule cytoskeleton organization; mitotic spindle midzone assembly. Gene Ontology annotation, cellular component: cytoplasm; mitotic spindle midzone; spindle. The record is from RefSeq and is a predicted model, not a curated record. Lineage: Eukaryota; Metazoa; Arthropoda; Insecta; Diptera; Drosophilidae. The transcript has a single exon. The coding region runs from base 161 to 2263 and encodes 700 amino acids.